AUGACUUCUUCCACAAAAGACUCUGACGUCAGUGUCCUGAAGCGUCAGGGAACGCAGUUCUUCGUCGAGCCGCGCCAAACCAUAGUCAGGAAUGUGAUCAAGAAAGAUCAGAUGCCGAUUCGAACAUUUCACGAUGAGGAAUGGUUUCAAAAGGAUAUCGACCCUGUGGAUCCAAACUUCUUUUAUCCCAAUCGCUUUUACCACCGCACCAUUCUGAUCACUGGUGGUGCAAGAGGUGUCGGAAAAGCUACUGCUUUGAGAGCGGCCAAAGAAGGUGCCAACGUUGUAAUCGCUGAUUCGUUGCCCGAAGGUGCCGACACCGCAAAGGAGAUUCUGCUCCACGGAGGUAAAGCGAUAUUCGUGUUGACCAACGUGUCUUCUAGCAGCGACUGCUACCGUAUGGUGCAAAAGACAGUCGAAACGUUUAAAACUCUCGAUCUGGUCGUGAACAGUGCUUCGGUAAUGGACGGAUACGAAACAGAUAUCACCUCUAGACACGUCCCGACAAAUGAACUGUUU
Soboliphyme baturini is the source of this 519-nucleotide messenger RNA. The record is from the annotation of a GenBank genome assembly. Lineage: Eukaryota; Metazoa; Nematoda; Enoplea; Dioctophymatida; Soboliphymatidae.